AUAUGUCGGGAACACAAUGGCAGGGUUCGUGAUGCAGUCACUUGGCUGUGAAGUUGCUGCACUCAACACGGUGAAUUUCAGCAACCACUUGGGAUACGGCCAGGCGAGAGGCACGAAAGUCGCGGCAGCAGAAAUCAACGAUCUUUAUGAAGGGCUCAAGGAGUCAUACCUCGACGAUUUCAACAUGAUGCUCUCAGGCUACCUCCCCGGAGCGGCGUCCGUCGAGGCCAUGGGGGCGAUAGCUCGGGACCUGAAAGGCAAAGCGGCGACGAAGCCAGGGAGCUUCUUCUGGAUUCUGGACCCGGUGAUGGGCGAUAAUGGGAAGCUUUACGUGGAAGAGGAUGUGGUGCCCGCGUACAAGAACCUGAUCAAGGACGCGGAUCUGAUCCUGCCGAAUCAGUUCGAAGCCGAGACGCUCUCCGGAGUCAAGAUCGUCGACAUGGAUACCCUGAAGCAAGCCGUCACGACGCUGCACGAGCGCUACCGCAUCCCGCACAUCGUGGUGACCUCGGUCUCCUUCCCCGCGUCGGGCGCCGAGCGCCGUCUCUCGAUCGUCGGCUCGACGUGCACCUCGGCGGCGACGCCGCGCAUCUUCGGCGUGUCGGUCCCGGCUAUCGACUGCUUCUUCAGCGGCACGGGCGACAUGUUCGCGGCGCUGCUGCUGGUCCGUUUCCGCGAGGCGGUCUCCGAGACGCCGGGCCUGAUGGACAAGGAGGCGUGGGUGAGUGGGGAUGAGGUGGAGGCGACCGAGUUACCGCUCGCGAGGGCGACGGAGAAGGUACUGGCCAGCAUGCAUGAGGUGUUGACAAGGACUAAAGUGCAGAGGGACGAGGAGAUUGCGAGGUAUCAUGCGACGAUUGAGGGAGGGAAAGAGAAGGAUGAGAAGCGGCUGCAUCUGCUGGUGUCGAAGGCGUCGGAGGUUAGACUCGUGCGGAAUGUGGACUGUUUGAAGAAUCCGGUGGUGCAGUUUAAAGCGGGAAGAGUAUAGAUGGGAUUUAUACCUAUACACAAAGACGUAAAAGUCCAUGCGAGCAUAAUGCCACAAUAUACGAAGACGAG
This is a messenger RNA of Amorphotheca resinae ATCC 22711, 1059 nucleotides long. RefSeq lists its product as hypothetical. The record is from RefSeq and is a predicted model, not a curated record. Gene Ontology annotation, molecular function: pyridoxal kinase activity. Lineage: Eukaryota; Fungi; Ascomycota; Leotiomycetes; Helotiales; Amorphothecaceae. Gene Ontology annotation, cellular component: cytosol. The transcript is spliced from 3 exons. Gene Ontology annotation, biological process: pyridoxal 5'-phosphate salvage. Bases 17 to 988 code for a protein of 323 amino acids.